Messenger RNA from Polistes canadensis, 2104 nucleotides. RefSeq lists its product as uncharacterized. Bases 475 to 2022 code for a protein of 515 amino acids. NCBI's taxonomy places the organism in Eukaryota, Metazoa, Arthropoda, Insecta, Hymenoptera, Vespidae. The record is from RefSeq and is a predicted model, not a curated record. The transcript is spliced from 8 exons. Gene Ontology annotation, molecular function: protein binding.
UACUGUGAGAUUGUUAUUUAUUCAUUGAAAUUUUAUAGUUAGUUAAUUUAAAAUUUAAUUGAAUAUUUUGACGCUUUAUUAUUGUCCUUUUCGUGGGUGAUAAUUAAAUAACGAUAAAAUAUCAUUUUAAAAUAAGUUAUUACUAUUAAUCUAGGAAGUUUUUUUAAUAGUUGUAUAACAUUUAAAUUAUUAAUUAGUCUAGGUUCAUAAAUCAGAUUAUAAAAAAGUAUAUUAUACGGAGAACUUGUUGUAAUUUAAAUAAAUAUGUGUAUGUGAUAUUAUAAGAAAUGAAUUGUUUAUAUUGUGAAGUGAUUAACCUUCGAACAGGAUAAUUUCGUCAUUGUCAAAAUCUCGUAAAAAUGAUUUCUUAUCGAGAACGUUCUCCACAAAGUGCAAAUUCAGUGAGACGAUUUCCUAUUUCAAAAGUUUUUCAAUCAUUUUGUACAUUAUACAUACAUAUUAUUGUUUGAUACAAUGGAAUAUGAAAUAAUUACGUUAGUUCUUCAAGAUAAUCGCUUCGAAGUCGAUAAAACAAAACUUAUUAAUAAAAGUCAUUAUUUCGAAUGCCUUUUUUCUCCACAUUUUUACAAUACGCCAAAAAAAGAACAUAUUAUUAAUUAUAAUAUUGAUCUAUUCACCUUCCAGAAUUUCAUCGAAUGGAUUCAAGAUGAUACAGAGAUAUCAAUGGAAUGUAGCUAUUUUGUUAAAUCUUCAAUGUUGAAAUAUAAAACGGAAAACAUUAAAGAUCUUUUGAAUUUAUUAGAAUUAGCUGUACUUUUCUUGGUUGAUAAUUUAAUAAAUGAUAUAACCGAUAUUAUCGUACUGUAUUGGUUAAAGUCAAAUAAUGUCAUUGAUAUCUGGUUAUUGGCAAAAGAUUUGGCUGUACAACCAUUGAGCGAUAUCUGUUUGUCUGUAUGCUUGGAUCGUUUUAUGGAUUUACCCAUUAAUGUUUUAAUCGAACUAUCUAUUAACAAUUUCAAAGAGUUAAUUCAAAAUAAUAACAUUAGGUCAACACAGAAAUACUUGCAUUAUGUAUUGCAGGAAUGGACAAAUAAUAAUAAGGAUUCUACAAUUAAUAAUAUCCAAAUAAAUAUUGCUGGGACAAGAAGAAUUGAAUGGGUGCAAUAUGUAAUUGGAUACGAAAUAGAAAAUUAUGGUUAUAAAAAAGAAUAUAUUUGUUGUUGGAAUGAUAACCAAUUUUCUAAAUUAGUAGAACUAAAGUAUUUAAAAGUUUGUGGAAGGGAUUUAGUUGGUCAGCAAAUUACUGGCAGAGGAUUUAGUAUAUAUCUUGCUGGUGGAGAAUUCGGUUUAGGAACAGGUCAAUUUAAUGAAACCAUUUGGCGAUAUUGUCUUAUAGCUAAAAAAUGGUAUUACUUUGCAAGACUUCCUUACCCAAGAAGACAUAUGGUCCUCGGAUUUAUAGGUAAUAAUUUAAUUGUGGCAGGUGGUGUAUCACGUCAUCGUGUAAAAGUACUGAAAGUUAUAAUGUUGAACAUAUAUACAGGCCAAUGGAAACGAACUACAAAUAUACCUGAAUGGUUUACCGAAGUUCCUCCUCAUACUUUCGUGAAUAAAAAAUUACUUUUGUUGCAAACAUCUCUUAACAUAUUCGAUUCUGAACUUGAAUCAUGGAAGAUUGUUACCUUAAAUAAUAUUAUUAUGCCUCCAAGAUAUCGUUCAUCUCUUAUAGUUUAUGGAAUAGUAAUAUUUAUAAUCAAUAAUAAUGAAAUAGUUUUGCAUAAAAUUAGUAAUGUACAAGAAAAAAUAUGUGAUGAUUGCUUACAAUUGUACAAGGAUCAUACAAUGGUACAUACUAUGAGUGAUGAAUAUCUAUUAGAAGAAGAAUUUAUUCCUGACAUAGGUGUUUUGUCGAUAUUAUCCAAAGUGUGCGAAUCAUGUAAUUAUUCAUAUUUACAAAGAGAUGAUGAAAUAAAAAAUGAUUCACUGGGACUAACUUUAACUCCUAGGGUAGGAAGUUUUUGUACAAUUAAUCCAAGUACAUUGCAUUGUAUAUCUACAUGAGGUAAUUUAUAAUAUACUUUUUUAUUAUAAUUUAUAUUUAAACACCAAUGUUAAGUUUACCUUAGAUAAAAUAAUAUUCAUU